Molecule: messenger RNA, 1284 nt
Organism: Cucurbita maxima (winter squash)
Lineage: Eukaryota; Viridiplantae; Streptophyta; Magnoliopsida; Cucurbitales; Cucurbitaceae
Product: NADH--cytochrome b5 reductase 1-like
Exons: 9
Coding region: 258-1103 (281 amino acids)
Biological process (GO): electron transport chain
Molecular function (GO): cytochrome-b5 reductase activity, acting on NAD(P)H
Source: RefSeq, a predicted model, not a curated record
AUCACAGUCGAUGGAUUUAGCUCAUCCAUUUGUUUUUCAUUAGUUGGAGGACUUCCAAAUAGCUGCCUCAGGCUUCACCUAAUUCGGCCUCACUUCAUUUUUCUCCAGUGGCUGGGGUUGGUGAAAGCGGGUCUCGCGCCGUGGGACCGGAAAAAGUUAGUUGAAUCGUAAUCCAUUCGAAAAAUUCCUUAAAUUCCACUCCAAAUAUCGAAAACCCAUUUGAUUUUUCUGGAGGUUUCUUCUGGGAAGAAUCGGUGAUGGAUUUCUCACAGUCUUUAGAUCCGCAAAUCCUUCUGGGUUUGGCUGUGGCUGGUUUAGCCCUUGUCGUUGGCGCUCUCUAUGUAUUAUCCUCGUCUAAAAAAAGCAAAUCCAGAGGUUGCUUGGAUCCAGAGAUAUUCAAGGAGUUUAAACUUAUCAAACGCGUGCAGCUGAGCCAUAAUGUGGCAAAGUUUACAUUUACACUCCCAAAUCCUACUUCAGUUUUGGGUCUUCCCAUUGGACAACAUAUAAGUUGCAGGGGCAAGGAUGGCCAAGGUGAAGAGGUCAUCAAACCGUACACACCGAUUACUUUGGAUUCUGAUGUUGGAUAUUUUGAGCUCGUCAUAAAGAUGUAUCCCCAAGGAAGGAUGUCGCAUCAUUUCCGACAGAUGCGUGUUGGCAAUUUUCUUGCUGUAAAGGGGCCCAAGGGGCGUUUCAGGUAUCAACCUGGCCAGGUCAGAGCAUUUGGGAUGCUCGCUGGAGGCUCCGGCAUUACUCCUAUGUAUCAAGUUGCUCGAGCAAUAUUAGAAAAUCCAAAUGACGAGACGAAGGUACAUCUCAUUUAUGCCAAUGUCACCUAUGAGGACAUUCUUUUAAAGGAGGAGUUGGAUCUUCUUGCCAAAAGGUACCCAGAUAGCUUCAAGCUCUAUUAUGUCUUAAACCAGCCUCCUGAAGAAUGGGAUGGUGGCGUCGGAUUCGUAUCGAAGGAGAUGAUUCAAACCCACUGCCCCGCUCCUGCUUCUGAUAUUCAGGUUUUAAGAUGUGGGCCACCACCAAUGAACAAGGCCAUGGCUGCUCAUCUUGAAGCUCUUGGAUAUGCACCUGAGAUGCUGUUCAUGUUCUGAGCCUUCCUCAACCUCCUCACUAGAGCUAAGCAUCAUUUAUUUUUCUUCCCCCUUCUAAACUUUGAACAUUAUGUACUGAGAGGAUGUUGCCUUAGCUCUUUUCACUUUGCAAUGUUGUUGAACUUUGAUGCCAUCAUUAACAUCAACUCUUAGAGCUAUCGAGAGUCUAGACUUGUAACAA